This is a messenger RNA of Cataglyphis hispanica, 609 nucleotides long. RefSeq names its product putative small proline-rich protein 5. The record is from RefSeq and is a predicted model, not a curated record. Lineage: Eukaryota; Metazoa; Arthropoda; Insecta; Hymenoptera; Formicidae. The transcript has 3 exons. Bases 1 to 468 code for a protein of 155 amino acids.
AUGGCGAGAAUAAUUAUCUUUGAUUUUUCAAUAAUAUGCAAUAACGUGUAUAUAUUAAAUUCCAGAAAUAACAACAAUUCAUGUGCUCCUCAACUACCAUGCUGUCUACCAGCGUGUUCGAUCCGAUGUCCCCCAUGCCCUGUAGUUUGUUGCACUCCACCUGUAAGCUAUCCCUGCAUGCCUUACGUGCCCCGUGUCCAAUGUAGGAUAGCUUGUCCGCCUUGUCCACCGAAACCUACUAAAGCGGUGGUUUAUCUGCCACCCUGUCCAACCUGCCCCUGUCCAACAAGUCCACCGAAACUAGAACUGACAUAUUGCCCGCCUCCACCACCGUGCUAUUAUGUUUGCAAGACGGAUUGUGUUCCCUGUAUUCCACCUUGCCCAAAGCCAGUCAUAUGCCCCUCACCUUGCAAAAUGAUUUGCCGUAAAUUUAUUAUCAUAUUUCUCUUUAGAAGAAUUUAUUGUUGAUAUUAAUAUAAGUUUCUCUCUUCGCAGCACCUUGUCCUCCCUGUUAGAAUAAACUGUUCUAAUUGGCAAGUCAAUGAUAAUUAUGUAACUGCAUGCAAAGAUGCGUCAUGAGCUUAUGUAAGAGCAAAAAAUACGAGCUUG